AUGAAUCAACUCUAUCACAGACCCUUACCCUUCCAAACACGUCAAGGUGCCAUUCUUUCGAAGGGCCAAUCACGAUCAGCACCUCUUCUAUCAGCACUUCCGAUCAUUGCCAUUCACCACAAAAAACAAGAAAUACUCACCAUCAAGAAUAAUGCCAUAGUAAUUUAUGGAUUAUCAACACUGAGGGAGAAGUGUCGGAUAACUGUCUCGAAUUUGGUUCGUCCAACGGCGAUGGAAUUAUGUAAUGAUGAUGGAGAUCAAGUGGUUGUUUUUUGUGCUUCUGGGAUGUGUAAACUUUUGUUGAAUUUUAAAAAGAAAACGUGUGAAGUGAUGUGGAUUCGUAGUUUUGGGGAUCUUCCAGGAAAGCUUUCGUUAUUUAGGGAGAAGGAUUUGAUUUAUUAUUCGAGUAAUGAAUGCUCGUCUAAUAGGACUUGCAGUCUCGGUGUUGUGCAUGUGAGUGAUGGAAAGAUUGGAACAGAUGAUUUGAUGUUUCAGACUUCAGAUGGAAUGAUUGUUCAAAGGAGUAGAAAGAAUGCAGAAGAAUUAAUCAUUGCUUAUCCGAAAGGUAUUUCAGUAGUUUCAGGAAGAGGAAAGAAGAAGAACUUUAAUUUGGAAAAUGCAUUAAGGAAUGGUUAUUAUAAUUGUGUAGUUAAUCGAGUGUUAGCCAUGACUCAGGACGAUGAAGGAAGAAUUUAUCUCCUAUUGGACUGGUUAAAUUUGAGUCUUGCUAUUAGUGGAGGUUUUACAACAUCUAAUUAUUUACUCGUUUCUCUGAGUAAUGUUUUCAGUGAUUCAAGUAUUGAGGAGGAGGGAAAUUUAAUUUGUUGCGAGGAGAGGUGUCUUCUCUUUAAUCAGUAUACCUUUAGAAUGGAAUUUUUCAAAUAUGAAAAGAAAAAGUAUUUGUGUUUCUUCAAGAAUGAAUUGGAUCUAGUAACUGUAUCAUAUCAAGAAAUUAAUAAUGGGUACCAUUUGUUCAAAAGCUUUAUUUAUCCAUAUGUGGAUAUGCUCAUUGUUUGUGGAAUUUAA
This is a messenger RNA of Naegleria gruberi, 1026 nucleotides long. RefSeq lists its product as uncharacterized. Bases 1 to 1026 code for a protein of 341 amino acids. The record is from RefSeq and is a predicted model, not a curated record. Lineage: Eukaryota; Heterolobosea; Eutetramitea; Acrasida; Naegleriidae. The transcript has a single exon.